AACAACAUUUCUCCGUUUCGAACAACUUUUUUCGUUUUCGUUUUUUUUUCUGUCAUUUAAUAAUUUUUUUUUCGAAUCCAAUUUCAUUGGGUGUGCGAGUGUGUUUUGUUUGUUUAAUGCGUUUUGAUCUUUAUGUUUUGUUUGUCUUUCAUCAUCGUCGUUAUUGUUCGAAAUGGAAUCCGAUUCAAUAUUAUCGGAAACAAACGAACAAUUUGAUUUAUCUAAAGAUUUAAAUUUAAAUUCUUCAUUGGACACUGUUUCGAUAUGUGAACAUUUAUUCAAUCAUUGUCAAAAUGCUGAAUUUGUUAAUCUUACAAAUUUUAUCAAAGGUUGUCAUGAAAAUUCGAUUGAACUGAAUCAUUUUCUUGCAUUGAUUGAUUCAUAUUUAUUUGUACAAAAAUAUUCAACAAGUUUGUUUUUUAAUUUUGAAAUCUUUUUAAAAUUCUGUGAAACUUAUUAUCCGAAUAAAAUUGGCAUCGAAAAUGUUGGCCGUAUUUUUUUCACCAUUCCAUGGAAUCAUAAUUUUGAUUUUCAGUUUGCUUUCAUCAAAUAUUGCAUUGAAAACAAUAAAAUUAUGCCGAUAUUCGAAACUUGUUCGGAAAUCAACUUGAACAAAGAAGUUCCUGAAUGGACAAAAUGUCUACAUGAGCAAACAAUUGAUCUCGCUUCAAUUUGUUGGAAAUAUAAUGCUUUAUAUUGGAUUCUACUCGAAUUGUCCAAAAAGGAGAAAUUAUUGCCUGUGAUUGAAGAUUUAUUUGUGCAAAAACCGUUGGAACAAUGUCCCGAUUUAUUAAUAUUCGCCUUGAUAAAACAAAGCGGUGCCAACAAUACUGAACAUACAAAACUGAUCCGGUCAUUAAUGAUAAAAGCAAUCAAGAAAAUUAUUUAUCCUGGUUCAAAUACUUCAUAUCAUAAUAAUUCUAGUCUUAUCAUACAAAAACUUUGGUCUACAGGCAAUGUUGGUCCUUCGAUUAAUUCAACUACAUUGAUAGCCAAUCAAAAAAUUUUACUUGAAUCAUUGGUAGAGCUCUAUAAUCAAUCUACAGCACCAGAUGAGCAGACCAAUAAGCUUUUAAGAAUUUUAGAAAUUAGUCAAGAUUUGAAGGCAUUAAAUCAUUUGCUCAACGAUUCAUCGUAUUUAUUUGUCAUUGAUUUAGCAUCCGUAGCUUCUCGUCGUGAAUAUCUUAAGCUAGAUAAAUGGAUUAAUGAUAAAUUGACAACGAUUGGACAGCCAUUUGCCGAUGCUUGCAAAUUCUAUGUUCAACAAAGAUCUGCCAAACCAGAAUCAACAAAAAAAUUGGCAACACCUUCUCACCGUGAAACCUUGAGUACUAUCACAUCUUGUCUAGAGAAUUACUAUUCUAUGAUCAAAGAGGCAACCUAUUCUACAAAUAUGAAAGAUAUGUUCAAAAUAUAUGCUGAACUUGAUUCAGUUAACAAUAAUAUUAAAGGAGCAUCGAAUGAAGAUAAUCAAAAUUCCUUUCGAAUUUCUUCGUCAAAUUCUUACCAUUCACUUGAUGAUGAUCUUUUCGAUAAAAAAACUCAACAAUUGGCUAUUGGAAUUUUGAAAAAUGUUCUCACUCAAACCAAUCUUAAACCGGCACAAUUUGAAAAGAUUAUUAAUGUUUUUGAAAAUAUGAAACAAUCAAAUGAUUGUGAACACCAAAAUAUUUUCAAUUGUAUGGUUCAAAAAUUGUUGAAAGAGCUUGAUUUUCUAUCAAAAUAUCAAAAAAAUGAAUUGAUAAACAUUGGAGAACUUAUCGGUGGCAUAAUAAAUCGUUCUCUUGUAGAUACUAAUUUAUUGUCUUUCAUAUUACAAAAGCUUUACUAUAUCAUAAAUGCAUCAAAAAAGGAACAAAAAUUGGUCUACUUUGUCCUUCGUGUGAUAGAACGAUGUAAAACCCGACUUCAAGAAUAUCCAGCUCUUUUCGAAAAGCUUCUUUCAACUGAUUUGCUCAAGUUAGGAAAUGUUGCUCAAAUAUCUACUGAUAAUGACGAAAAUCAAAGCCAAAGAAUUACAAAUCAAUCUUCAUUAAAAAAAGAACAGCCAUCUUUAUUGCCAAAUAAUCAGGAAUUUCUUUUCAGAGAACGUCUAAAUUUCAUUUUUAAUAAUUUGGACAGAAAUAAUUUACAAUCGCUUGCUACACAAUUGAUACAAGAUUGUAGUGAAAAUAUUCGAAACUAUGAAAUUCUUUCAGAAAUCUUGACCUGCCGUGCGAUCAAUGAAGCAAAUCACCAUGAACUUUUUUACGAUUUUCUUGUUACAAUUGAUUCGAUUAAAAUUUUUGAUUCGGUAGCGGUAAAAUCAUAUGAAAAAAUACGAAUGUAUCUGCUUAAAAUUGAAUCCAGUGAUCUCAAGAAAAAAUUAUAUUCUGCUGGUAAAUGGAUUGGAAUGGUUACAUUACAACGAAACAAGCCAAUUCUUUCGCUUUAUCUUGAUUUACACAAUCUUUUGAUUGAAGCCGAUGUGAAAAAUUUGACAUUCCAUGUUGUACCGUUUGUCGUUCAGGUAUUGUAUUCUUGUGGUAAAUCAAAAGUUUUUCGACCACCUAAUCCAUGGCUUAUGACAUUACUUCAAUUAUUGACCGAAAUCUACAUUAAACCUGAUUCCAAAUUGAAGAUUAAGUUUGACAUUGAAAAACUGUAUAAAGUUUUGGAAUUGGAACUCGAUGAUUACAAAGAUAUCAGUCCGAAUAAUGAAAAAAAGAAAGCCGUUUCAAAGUAUUGUGAAUAUCUUAAACCUUUUGUAAUGAUUAGUCCCGAAUCAGAUAAUUCAAAAGAACCAAAAAUUUCUGCUUUUCCUACACCAAUAUCUUCACAAACCAUUGGUCAAUCAGUUUCGCAUAUGAAUGAGAUUGAUUUUUUCAAAGAUCUUGUGAACCAAAUACGAAUAUCUUCGCAACUAAGAUUAAUACAAUGUCAUCCCGAAUUAGUCGUAAUAUUCAAAAAAUUGAUCGUCAAAGCUAUUCAAGAAUGGUUGUCGACUUGGGCCGAAAAACCUAAUAUUUUUAUUACUGCAGUUGAAGUUCUUGUACGUAAAGAUUUUGCUUUUGAAUCUGAUCCGGAAAAGCUACGAAAUGCGGCCAUCAAUUUCACCCGUUACGCAUUGACUGGUUAUACAUUGAUGAAAUGUCAUGAAUCGUUAUCAAUAACCAUAUCCGAUAUGCUUUGUGAAUUUCUUUGCAAAGAUUUUAAACUUCAUCAAUUAAUGUGUGAUAGAAAAUUCAUUAAAGAUACCAUCUUUCGAAUUGUCCAUGAAAAUAUCAAUUGUUGCAUAAUUUUUAUUGAAAAAUGUUUAAUUAAAAAAUCCAUAGAAGAAAUCUGCAUUCGAAUUCAACCGGAUAUUGAGAAACGUUUAAAAGAAAAAGAUAAUGGCCAAAAAUAUAUAAACAAAAGUUAUUUUGAUAAUAAUUCGAUUAGAUCAACUUUUUAUAACACAUUUGAUUCAACACAAUUGAAAAUAAAACUAGUAUCACUAGCUAAUAAUUUACCGGUAAAUGAUUUAACUGAAGAAAAAGUGCAACCAUCUGUUGAUCUGCUAUCAUACAAUCAGGAUGACCAAGUAAAAGUGGCAGCCAUUCUGGAGAAAUGGUUCCAUUUUUUUCAUGUAGGUCAAAAAAAUCAUGAAGACAUUCAAAAUUUCAUUGCCCAAAUUUUGAAAAAUGAAGAAUCAUUAUACGCAUUUUUGAAAUUGAGCUUUGAUAUGUGUUACCAACGAUGUCAACAAGCAUUGGAAACAGUACGAUUCGAAAAGAAUCUUUCCAAGAUUCAUAUGAAAUGCUUCAGUGUUUUGGAUGCAUUCACAUAUCUUGUUUUGUUCUUGAUCAAAUAUAGAGAUAUUGAAUUCAAAAUUAAUGUCCUUGAUCGUUUUAUGACCGAUUUAACCACAAAAAUUCAUUUGGAACAUAAGAAUAACAUGCAAAAGUUCUAUCCGCUUUGCUAUUAUCGGGUAAUGGUUUUGUUUUUCCUAGAAUUCACCGACGAAUUGGAUGCCUACAACAAUUCUAGUCCUAUCAAUUUAACAAAAAUUCCUAAUGUUCAGUGUGUGAAUACAAAACUAUCUUUGAUGCAAAUUUUCUUCGAUUUUCUCAAGUCAAUGUCACCAUUAACUUUUCCUUCAUUCACUUUUGCCUGGUUGGAAUUCGUUUCUCAUCGAUCAUUCAUCGGUCAAUGUUUAAACGGUCCAUAUGCACGAGGAUUGUGGAAGAAUUAUUAUUUUUUGAUCAAGGAUUUAUUGGAAUUUGAGAAAUCAUUUUAUCUAACCGAUCAAAUUCAAUCCGAAUCUUUUAAAUAUUUGCACAAGGGGACGGUAAAAUUGUUUCUACUCUUGCUACAUGAUUUUUCCGAUUUUUUAAGUCAAUUCAGCUUUUUGAUUUGUGAUUAUCUUCCACAUAAUUCAUUCCAAUUACAUAACAUUGUUUUAAGUGCUUCUCCUCAAGCCUAUAAUUUUCCAAGUCCUCUUUCAUUAUCGUUAAGUUUGGAAAAUUUUAACAAAAUUGUUUACCCUUACGAUGGUAAUUUCAUUGCCGAAUCACCAUUCAAAAUUCACAUCGAUGUAUUUCUUAAAACUGGUCAUUUAUAUCAUUUAAAAAAAUUGCAACCAUAUUUUGAUUCAGCCAAAAGUAAACAAACCGAAAUCGAAUACAUUAACAAGAUUCUCUAUUCGAUCACUGAACAUGUUAUUAAGGACAAUCGAGACGUUAACAUGGCUAACAUUGAUAAAGAGCUAUCCUUGAACAUGAUCAAAUGUCUAUUAGAAUUUUUUGGCUCUGAACGUCUCUAUUAUCUUUUCUCUGCCAUGAUCAACCAUCUCCGAUUUCCGAAUAUGGAUACAAAAUAUUUCAUCUGUCUUCUGUUAUAUUUUUUCAAAGAAUAUGACAACUUGAAAGAAUUCAUUUUUCGCGUUCUACUCGAACGACUAGUCGCAAUUGGACCGGGACCUUGGGGAUUAUACUAUUUUGCCAGAGAAUUGACCAACAAUCCUGAUUAUAAUUUUAAAGAAUUUUUAAGCCAUUAUAAUCAUCAGGAAUUGUCGGAAAUUUGUGGUAAAAUGGGCCUUUUUCUCAAACAAAAAUAGCGGCAAUAAUAUAUCAUUUAUGUGAUGAUCAUUAUAAUUUAUAAAUUUCAGAAAAUUGUUUUCAUUUAAAAAUUUACUUUAAUAAAUCAUUCCAAUGAA
Molecule: messenger RNA, 5176 nt
Organism: Dermatophagoides pteronyssinus (European house dust mite)
Lineage: Eukaryota; Metazoa; Arthropoda; Arachnida; Sarcoptiformes; Pyroglyphidae
Product: CCR4-NOT transcription complex subunit 1-like
Biological process (GO): negative regulation of translation; nuclear-transcribed mRNA catabolic process, deadenylation-dependent decay
Cellular component (GO): CCR4-NOT core complex; P-body
Molecular function (GO): molecular adaptor activity
Source: RefSeq, a predicted model, not a curated record